AAAGCCAACACUCCAGAAAUCCUUAAAACUGCUGGAUUUAUUCUGAAGAUGCAACCUGCAAUUAGGAGGGGAUUAUAAACCAUUUAUCAAAAGUGUCACCUAAUCUUACAUGAAGAACCAAGCCAUCAACCAAUUUUUUUCCACCCAGUUAACUAUGUUUCUGAGUUUUUCAGAUUCUUAAUUAAGUUUACAAGGUUCGAAGGCCAUUGAAAGAAUAAACAAAUAUGAAUCUACUGGUAUACCUGAGAAUUCUCAUUCUUACAUGUCUUAUGGCAGAAUGCCCAGUUUGGUCCCAACCAGAAGUGUGCACUUCAGCAGAGGCAGCUGAUAUCUUAUUUUUGGUGGAUGAGUCAUGGAGUGUUGGAGAAGCCAAUUUUCAGAUAAUCAAAGACUUCAUCAGGAGUGUAAUAUCAUCAUUUCUAAACACCCAGGUGCUUGGAAAGGAGGGAUUACGUUUUGGUGUUGCACCUUAUGGAGAUUUAACAAGGAUGAGUAUUGAGCUAUCUGACUAUGAAACCACACAAGAAGUUUUACUGGCUCUCCAAAACAUUGAAUAUAAAGGAGGUAACACCAAGACUGGAGAAGCCCUGAGAUUCUUGGCUGAUAAAGUAUUCAACCCAUCUGUAUCCAGAGAAGAUGUAGCUAAGAUUGUUGUGCUGUUGACGGAUGGUAAAUCUGGCGAUGCUGUGGAAGAGAAGGCCCAGCAAUUACAAGACAGGGGCGUUGCAGUAUUUGCUAUAGGGAUAAAAAAUGCAGAUAUGGGUGAGCUGCUGAAAAUCGCCUCUGAACCAACAGAAGAACAUAUAAUCCUUGUGAGUGAUUUCUGGUUCCUGGAUGAUUUGCUGCCCAAGAUUGUGCGGAGAAUUUGCUUUGCUGCGUCUGAGCCCCCAAGACCAGUCAGACAAAUUGUAGAAAGUGAAAAGAUAGUAGGCCCCAGAGACCUGAUUAUAAGUGAAGAAAGCUACAGCUCAAUGCGCCUCCAUUGGUCCCCGGCCACAGGUGAUGUUACAGGCUACCAAGUUGUCAUUAAUUCACUCACAGCUGCUGGCCGCCUUAACACCAAUGACCAGAGACAGACUAUGGUGGAUAAAGACAAACAGAGUUUGUUGGUGACAGAUCUUCAGCCGACUACAGAGUAUUUUUUUACAGUGCUUGCUCUUUACCCGAAUGUUAUUGGGGAUUCAGCUGCAAUUAAGGGGAAAACAACUCCUGUUCCUCCAGUGACUAAUUUCCGAGUCAUAGAAGAAAGGCUAUUUGGUUUAAAGGUGGCAUGGACUCCCCCUCUGGGGAAACUGGAUGGAUACAAGAUAUAUAUACCAAGAUCCAACAGACCCGGAUUUGCAUACGAACAAAUUCUGAAUGGAGAUAUCUCCUCACACUCCAUUGAUAAUCUAGAGGAGGAUAAAGAGUACACAGUCAGCAUCUACGCUGUAUAUCCACAAGGACCAAGUCAACCUGUCUCAGCGGUAGGGCGUACAUUAAAACUACUGGCUGUUAAAAGCUUGAUACUCCAGAAUGUCACAACGGGUACCAUUCAGGCCCACUGGACUCCAGUAAGAGGGUCAACAGGUUAUCGGCUUACAUGGUCCUCUGAAGAAGGAAAUGCGCAGAACAUUAACCUUUCUGAUAAUUACGACCAGUACAUGAUCCAGGGCCUUCAGCCUGACACAGAGUAUACAGUCACAAUCAAUCCCAUAUUUGUGGACAUCGAGGGUCCUGUAAUUACUGCAAGAGCUAAAACCUUGGGUUCUAGUGCAGUGCAGAAUCUUAAAACUAGUGCGAUAACUAUCAGCACCGCAGUGAUAUCAUGGAAUGCAGUACCUGGAGCUACAGGAUACAGACUGACAUGGGGACCCACUCCAGAAUUCAUUGGAAAGGAUCGUCCUCGUCAACUUGCACUAAACAGCUCAAUCACAUCUUACCAACUGAAAAACCUUGUCCAUAACACGGAAUACGUAAUCUCAUUAUAUGUGCUGUUUGGUUCUGUAGCCGGUCCAGGGAUCUCAACAACAGCCAAAACAUCACCUCUUGGGUAUGUGUCUAACUUUAAAGUUGCUGGCUAUACAAGUACUUCUAUCUCCUUGGCAUGGAGCUCUACCUCUGGCGCCACUGAAUAUAAACUUUCCUGGAGCCCUGCAACAUCAGAAACUCCUAUGAGCAAAUAUUUGGAUUCUACCACGCGAUCAUACCACCUCACCAACUUACAACCAAGCACCAAUUACAUAGUAAAUGUUCAAGCUGUGUAUAGUAACUAUGAGGGCCCACCAGCCACCCUUAUCCAAAGCACAGACUCCAACUCUGUUCAGCUGACCCCAGUUAGAGAACUGCAAAUCAUUGAUACUGGAGUCAACACACUGAAACUAUCUUGGAAGAAAACCCCAGGAGUUACUCACUAUAAGAUAUCUUGGGCACCAUUGGAUGGUGGUGUUAGAAACUCAAAGAUUGUUCCUGCAGAUGUAUCAUUUUUCACAAUUACUGAUCUGAAGGAAAGGGCCCCUUAUACUAUUCAUGUUUCCUCAAUCAUUGGAAACCGCGAGGGAAGCCCUGUCCGCAUUACUGCAAAAACAUUGGACCUACCAAUAGUGGAAGAAUUUCAAGUAAAAGAAGUUACAAGUGACACUGCUUUACUGAACUGGUCUCCUGUAACUGGGGCAUCUUCAUAUCUCCUAACGUGGAGGAUUGCUACAGAUCCUGAUGCCUCUGUGGAACAGUUGGCCAUUUCACACCGUUCAUUCCGAGUCACUGGAUUGCUCUAUGGAAAGACUUACAUUUUUACCAUAAAACCUCUGUUUGGAGAGAUAGAAGGACCUGAAAAAGUCAUUACUCAAGCCAUACUUGGACCUAACAGAAAACCAGUCAUCCCAGAAAUUGCAUUUCCAGGACCAAAGCUUACCACAACAAGAGCCACUACCAAUUCUCCUUCGAUUACCACAAGAGAGAGUGCUGCAAUCACCACUUUUGCCACACGUGGAUCUUCAACAGUCCACAAUGAACCUAUCUGUUCAAAACUGAAAGCUGACAUUGUAUUUCUUGUGGAUGAAUCAUCAAGCAUCGGACCAACCAACUUUAAUAAGGUCAAGGAUUUCCUGUAUAGAACUGUUUCAUAUUUCCCCAAAUUUGGGCCACUGGGAACACAGAUUGCCAUCGUUCAGUACAGUGAAGAACCCCGGACAGAAUUCCACUUAAAUCAGCACAAAGAUAGGAAUUCAGUCUUGAAAGCCAUUAGAGGGCUACAAUAUUAUGGCGGCAACACAAAAACUGGUCGGGGUAUUGGACAUGUGCUGAAGGAAAUGUUUCAGGUGUCAAAGGGGAUGAGGCCAUCUUCUCCUCAUAUCCUAGUGCUGGUAACUGAUGGGAGGUCACAGGACAAUGUCAUACAGCCUGCCAGAGUGGCUCAUGCAUUAGGCAUUCGGAUGAUUGCUAUAGGAGUGGGUGCUGCAGAUGUGGAUGAGUUGAAGGGUAUCAUGAUGCACAGAAACCUGGAGAACAUCUUCUUUAUCAGCAGUUUCGAUGACUUCCCACUAAUUAUACAGGACCUAAUAGAUACCAUUUGCACAGAAACAGAACAACUGCCUAAAGCAUAUACUACUGAGUUUGUUAAGCAGGAAUCCUUUGAGAAACCUGAGAUGCCAGAGCCACCACCUGUGAAUCAGGAGAGACACUGCAAUAUCACAUGUGGAAAGGGACAAAAAGGAGAAAAGGGUGCAAGGGGACCUCCAGGAGAUUCAAGUUUUACAGGUCUACAAACUGGUGGGUUUGAUCCCUUCAAUUUAAAUUCCAAAGGAGAGAAGGGAGAGCGGGGUCUCCCUGGUCAAGACGGGGUUCCUGGGCUUCCUGGACGUCCUGGUCGUACUGGUCCUCCUGGACCACCUGGACAGAUGGGCCAUAAAGGCUUCCUAGGUGAUCCCGGACCUCAAGGAUAUCCAGGACAACCUGGGCCAAAAGGAGACAGGGGGGAGCCUGGCUAUGUGCUAGGGGGUCUCGAUGGAAUGGCUGGUGUCAGUGGGAUACCGGGACCUCCUGGAUCUAAAGGCCAGCCAGGAGUUCCCGGGCUUCCAGGACCACCCGGACUUCCAGGAUUUCCUGGACCACAGGGGCCACCGGGUAUUUCAGUAAAGGGUGAACCUGGAGAAACAGGGAGCCAGGGCAUUCGUGGAAAAGCUGGACCAAAAGGUGAUAGAGGGGACCAAGGAGAAGCUGGAAGAGCUGGUUUACCUGGCCCAAUUGGUCUGGAUGGUUUUCCAGGAGUUCCAGGAAUUAAAGGCGAAAAGGGAGAUGCGGGUAUAGGAGUUCCAGGCAUUCCCGGUUUAAUAGGAAUACCAGGAGAAAAGGGCUCUAUUGGAUCCAUUGGGCCUCCAGGGCCAAAGGGUGCCCAAGGAAUCCAAGGUGUGGAAGGGGUACCUGGAUUGAGGGGCAAAAAAGGUCAAGAUGGAGAAAAGGGAGAAAAGGGAGAACGUGGUGAUGUGGGACUAAGUGGUCCUUCCGGGAUUGCCGGUCUUCCUGGACCUAUUGGCCAAAAAGGAGAUCAGGGACUGCAAGGUUUUCCUGGAGCUCCAGCUAUGGGGGUAAUUGGACCUACUGGUAAAAAGGGUUCCCGGGGUGAUAUUGGACCCGUUGGACCACUGGGACCCAAAGGCACCAAAGGAGAACAAGGAGACAAAGGAGUGAAGGGAGAACCAGGAUUUGGUAUUCCCGGGCAGCCAGGAUUAAAAGGAGAUCUUGGAGAAAGAGGGAACAUAGGAUUGUCAGGAAAACCUGGACAAAAAGGAGAUAGUGGUGGACAAGGUGAGAAAGGUGAGCCUGGAGUACCUGGAACACUUGGACAACCUGGACUAAGAGGUAAAGAUGGUGAUCCGGGAAAAAAAGGAGAGCCUGGGGACAAGGGAGAACCUGGACUUAAUGGCGAAUCGGGAGAGAAAGGACAAAGGGGUCCUGUAGGUCUUCCUGGACGGUUUGGUGAAGCUGGAGCAAAAGGAGAUGUGGGACCUCCAGGAAAAGAUGGUGUUGAUGGCAAAAAGGGAGAAAAGGGAGAUUCUGGACAGCCUGGAUUACCUGGAAGUGUGGUGGCAUCUCUUGAUAAAAGUUUUGGUGUCAAAGGAGAGAAGGGAGAACCAGGAAAAUCAGGAUUUAAAGGUGAAAAGGGUGACACUGGCCCACCUGGACCAAGGGGUCCAGAAGGUCGACCAGGCCCUCCUGGAAGCACUACGCUAGAAUCUACUCCUGAAAAGGGAAUGAAAGGGGAAAAGGGAAGUUCAGGAUCUCCUGGCAAAAAUGGACUGGAUGGGAAGACAGGUGUUUCUGGGCCACCAGGUCAAAAGGGUGAACCAGGUCAAAAAGGAGAAGCAGGAAACGGGCCUCCAGCUCUCAACGGGAAAAAAGGGGAACGUGGAGACAUGGGGCCGAUGGGACCCCCAGGGCCUCCAGGCCCUCAGGGACCACAUGGAAAAGAAAUGGACAUGAAGGAUCUUGAAAAAAUGUUUGAAGCAUAUGGCAUUAAGCUAGCACUGCUAAAGGAAUUGACGGAUCAUCUCGUACAAAAUGGAGUAACAGAUCUGCUUCAGCAUCUCACAAGCGUGAAGAAAGAUCAGAUCUCGAAGAAGGAGCAAGGGGUGAAGCAUACAACAAUCUACAUGGACGCACAUGAAGGCAGGAGAGAAACAAAGGGAAAAGACAAACCACAAUCUGAAGUUUUACCUGUUGACAUUAUCACAAACGUGGUCACAGAGGAUCAGGAGGAAGAUGGUCCUGUUGAUGAAACAGACUCAUUACUCUCUAUCAGCACUGUGAAAACAAUGACUGAGACCAACAAACAAGUGCAAUCUGAAAAACCCCAAAAGAAGCAUGAAAAGGAGUCUAGAAAGGAACAGAAGAAGAAGAAGAAUCGUCUGGAUAGCUUGUUGGCUGACACAAAGUCAAUUAACUUCACAAUGGAGGAAGGUAUAAGAGGAGAUAGUUAUACAGUGGGAAGAGUAACAAGAGAGCCAGGGCCAAGUGUCAGAGAAGAGAGAACAUCUGGUCCCACUGAGCUGCUACAAGGAAUUAUGCUUAGUGCUUCAGAAACACGUGAAGCCAUGGAAAAUCAAUCAAUCGGCCUUGUACAGAAAAAGGAACAGAAAAAGAAAAACCUUGCAGAAAACAUGGCCACAGAAACAAAUGCACAGGGGGCUGUGGAACAAGAGAUGACUUCUACUCAAACACUGUUUGAAUCUAACUCAACACAAGACCUUAAGGGUAAUGCUAAAACUGAGCCAACCCCAACAAGCACAUAUCUCAACUUGGAGGUCCUUGAGAGCACUGGGAGUACACUUGCAACAUACAGCGUAUCAGAGGAUGAAUCAGAGGAGGGCAUGGAUGAACUGGUCAUGGUAGAAAAAGAAACUGAGCUGGAGCAGUCUAGAUCACAGCAGGUAGAUGUUAUUGAAGAAGAAGCAGCACAUCUGGAAAAUGAGAUUUUUAUUUAUCCUGUGGUUCUCAGGCAGAUCAGAAUCAACUUUAUUAAUUCAACAGAACACAUGAAAGACAUCAGAGUUAAAAGGACGGCUGAAGAACAUGAUCAUAUGUCUUAUUCUGGACAGCAAGGUGGAGGAAAAAGAAAGAAGGAAGGAAGAAGUCACCCAGGAGCCCAAAAAGACAGAGGAAAGGGGGAGCCAGGGGAUCCCGGGGAACCUGGCAUUAUUGGCAAGAAGGGAGAGAAAGGAGAAAUGGGCGAAAAAGGGCAAAAGGGUGAACCUGGAGUGGGACACAGAGGCCCAGUGGGUCAGCCUGGACCCCCAGGAUAUAAGGGGGAACCAGGAGAUUCAGGACCCCCUGGGGUACAGGGAAUCCAGGGGAUCCAAGGUAACCCAGGCAUUUCAGGAUCUCAGGGUGAGAGAGGCCAGACUGGAUUUCCUGGUCCUCCUGGACCUGCAGGUGAACGAGGUAAAAGGGGGAAAAAUGGAAGCGCUGGACCACCUGGUUCACCUGGACUUCAUGGGAAAGAGGGAAAACAUGGGCCGAUAGGCAUCAAGGGUGAGAAGGGAGAAGCUGUUGUGGGUGAGCCUGGUCCUAGAGGUCCCCGUGGACUCCCAGGUCUCAGAGGGGAUAAUGGAGUCCCAGGAAUGAAAGGCCCUGUAGGAAUUAUGGGUCCCAAAGGAUUUCAAGGAAUGAAAGGUGACAGAGGUGACCGAGGACUUCCUGGAUUUAAAGGAGAAAGGGGGGAUCCUAUGACUAUUUAUGGGACUCCAGGCUAUAAAGGAAACAAAGGAGAUCCAGGGGACCGAGGUCACCCAGGCUUUGAUGGAGACAAAGGAGAGAAAGGGGAAGACGGGCCAACAGGUGAAAAGGGUGUUAAAGGUGAAGCUGGUUCUAAGGGAUCUAUGGGACUGUUUGGUGCUCGUGGUCCUGUAGGACAGAAGGGGGAGCUGGGAGAACCAGGACUUCCAGGAAGGACAGGUUCAGCAGGACUUGAUGGGAGAAACGGACUGAAAGGCUUAAAAGGUGACCGAGGACUUCAAGGGCAAAAAGGAGUUCCGGGUGAAAAGGGGGAUACUGGAUCUUCGGGGUACACUGGCCAAAGAGGAGAAAAGGGAUUUAUAGGAAAUCCUGGAACAAAGGGAGAACCUGGAAUAACAGGAGUUAAAGGUGAAGUUGGAGAGCCAGGUAGUCCAGGUGCACCAGGGGCACAAGGUCCUCCAGGACCGAAGGGUGAUAAAGGCGAGAAUGGCAUGGAUGCAUCAGCCGGCCUCACGGGAGACAAAGGAGAGAAAGGUAGUAAAGGAGCACCUGGUCUAAGUGGCUUCAGAGGACCAAUUGGUGUGCCAGGGCAAGUUGGAGCACCUGGAUCUCAAGGACCUCAAGGACCAAAGGGUGAACCUGGACCUAAGGGUGAAAAGGGAAAACGAGGCAAAUCAUUGCCAUGUCCAAGGGGAGACCCAGGGACACCCGGAAGCAAAGGAGAAAUGGGAGAGGAUGGUCUGGAGGGUCUGAAAGGGGACAAGGGAGACCCUGGACUUUCAGCGGAAGAAGUAAAAGAUUUGGUCAGAAAAGAAAUGAGUGACAAGUGUGCUUGUGCAGGAAAGGAUUAUCAGAUAAUUAUCAAGUCAUCAAAUCCAGAUGAAGGGUAUGAUGAAGAUCCUGAUGAAACUCAAGAAGCAGUGAAUGUACAUCCUGUGGACACUGUGGUUGAUAAUGAAGUAGGACAUGUUCCCUGGAUUGAAACACUUAAAACAACUGAAGUUCCAAGCACUACCUCGCUGCACAACAGCACAGCAGCGGAAAGUGAUAAGGAGCUAAUGGGACAAUUAAAGAGAAGAAAGCGACACAUGGAUAGUAUGAUUCCAGAUAUCUGCAUGCUCCCAAUGAAUGAAGGAUUUUGCACCAGUUAUGCUUUAUUUUGGUAUUACCACAUGGAAGCUGAUGACUGUCGACCGUUUGUGUUUGGCGGCUGCGGAGGAAACAGUAAUCGUUUUAAAACAAGAUUUAAGUGUGAACGAAGCUGCAAAGUCAAAACAGAAUUAUCCCCAGGGAGGUGAUAAUGUUCUUGGAUUACUUUACAAACAGUGGAACAUCCUUCUCCUCCGAGACUUGAUUGCAAUGAAGCGGAAGCUUCUUCCUCCAGUGACAUGGCGUGGCAGGAACUUCAUACAGCUACACAUCUCCAAUUACUAAGAAACAGUGAUAUACAUAGUUACCCUGGUUAUACAUAUAUUUGCAAACAUUUUUUUUUACAAAAAAGACAAAUAUUACCCUUUUAUUGUAUUUAUGCCAGACACAUCCUGUAAUUGCAUAUUUAUACAUUUAUAAAGCUAGCUUUCAUAAACUUGCAAAAUAAUAAAUAAUUUAAAGGUUAAUGAAUACUGCAAUUAAUGCCACAUUAAUAUAAUCUGCACACGAAUACUGUGAGCACGUUU
This is a messenger RNA of Spea bombifrons (plains spadefoot toad), 8888 nucleotides long. Its product is annotated as collagen alpha-1(VII) chain-like. Gene Ontology annotation, molecular function: protein binding; serine-type endopeptidase inhibitor activity. Bases 225 to 8510 code for a protein of 2761 amino acids. The record is from RefSeq and is a predicted model, not a curated record. The transcript is spliced from 101 exons. NCBI's taxonomy places the organism in Eukaryota, Metazoa, Chordata, Amphibia, Anura, Pelobatidae.